This is a messenger RNA of Hyaloperonospora brassicae, 1524 nucleotides long. The record is from the annotation of a GenBank genome assembly. Lineage: Eukaryota; Oomycota; Peronosporomycetes; Peronosporales; Peronosporaceae.
AUGCGACUUGCUGCGUUGAUUGCUGCCCUGGUCGGUGCUGCUCUUGCGGAAGUCGCAGCCGGUCCCUACGAUGGCUGGGCACCGCACCGCUACUGCAAUGACUUGGACCGCAUCGAGACUACACGCAUUCCACCGCUUAGCCCCGAGCAGUUGGAGCUUGUAGAGUCCCUCGAGCAAGUGCAGAUCAUCGCGCGUCAUGGAGCUCGCGCUCCUUAUGGUCGAAUCUUUUGCUGGGACGAGCAGAAGCAUAACCCCAUGAACGCGGCGUGGAACUGCACUCCGACUUCCAUCUCGUUUCAGGACACCAGUCCAGAGAAGGCGCCCAUGAGCGAGUUCGGCCGCAUGUAUCACAAGUCAUACAUGGACGGUCACAAUAUCCUCAACGGAGACUGCAUUGUUGGCGGCCUGCUUCGGCUAGGACGUCAGCAGCACAAGUCGAAUGGACAGUUUUUGCGUGACGUGUACGUGGGUAACAGCUCCCUCAAGCUUUUCCCUACUUCAAACUUGUCGGACAUUGGGUCAAAGGAGAUCUAUCUGCGUAGUGAUGACCAAGAACGAACGCUGGGAUCCGGCCAAGCACUAAUCGACGGACUCUUCCCAAUCGAUGACAGCCAGUCGCUGGAGCUUCGCCGAACGCUAUCGUGGGAUGUUGCCGAUAUUUCCGUCGACUACGUCAACGCCAACGAAAGAAUCUGCCCGCUCAUGAAAAACAUUGGACAGAUGUCCAACGAGAGUCCCGAGUUCCGGGACCACCUCCGAAACCCUUCUACCAUCGCGAUCGAGCACCACUUUGACGAUCUUGUCGGCAAGUUUUCCUGGGGCACAGUGCUAGAGUGUCUCAGCGUAGCUCGCUGCAACAAUCUUGAGCUGCCGGAUGGCGUGGACGAGGAUACGUUCGCUAAGACUUACCACGAAGUGGAAGUGCGCCAAGGAAUUUUUCUGACGUACAAUGAUUCGUGGUACGCAAAAGUCGCGAUGCAGCCACUGGCCCACGACAUGCUCACUCGGCUCGACAGCGUGCUCAACGGUGAUUCUGACGCACACAAGCUCUCUGUCACGAUGGCGCACGAUUCAACCAUCAUGCCAUUCUUGGCGGCAACAAUGAAAGAGAACUGGGACCGCGCUUGGACUCCGUACGCGAGUAUGCUGGUGAUCGAAGUGUACAAGACCAAAAAGGGCUCGCACGCCGUCCGAAUGAUUUUCCACGGAGAGCCUCAACUGCUUCCUGACUGCCGUGACACUCUGUGCAGCAUCGAGGAGUUCUCCAAGGCAUUUGCAUUUGCACGCAGCCCGCGCACCGAGCACGACUGCAAGUUGCCCGAACAAACAGAGAGGGGCAAAGGAUCUUCGUCAAGUCUGAUGGCCGCGAUAGUCGACGAACCCAACCGGUUCCACGCGUCCGACUACAUCGGGAGCUACCUGCUCUUUGGCCUGGUGGCUGUUGCUGGAGUUCUUGCCUGGCGGCGACGCAGCCAGUACCGUCAACUGCGUGAUCAUGACGAGAACCUCUCUCUCCUUUCGUAG